AUGUGCGAGCAGUUCCGAUUGCUCAUGCCCUGCCUUAUCAUUCCUCUUCCUGCCUCCGCAGGACAUCUCCACGAGCUCAAGGAUCGCUUGACCAUAUCACAGGCACAAAAGGCGUACGAGAUGGACAUGGUCGUUGAUUGGGUCUCUAUUCAGAUCUUCGAAUAUUUCUCGGUCGGAUGA
Messenger RNA from Fusarium verticillioides 7600, 180 nucleotides. RefSeq lists its product as hypothetical. Lineage: Eukaryota; Fungi; Ascomycota; Sordariomycetes; Hypocreales; Nectriaceae. The record is from RefSeq and is a predicted model, not a curated record. Bases 1 to 180 code for a protein of 59 amino acids. The transcript has 2 exons.